Molecule: messenger RNA, 4266 nt
Organism: Anopheles maculipalpis
Lineage: Eukaryota; Metazoa; Arthropoda; Insecta; Diptera; Culicidae
Gene: tinc
Product: protein tincar
Exons: 6
Coding region: 21-4262 (1413 amino acids)
Source: RefSeq, a predicted model, not a curated record
UGCUCCUCUUCACGCUCACGAUGUCAAUAACCGGUUCACUGGUGGGGUACGAGAACGGUGGUGACAUUACGAUGGUUUCGAAGAAGAAUCGAUCAUUGCUUAACAUCACCGCCACCUCGACCGCUUCGUCCAAGCAAUGCCAAAGUCUCAACUCAAGCAUAUCGCACAGCAGCGUAGUGCUGACGAGCAAUACCUCCACCCAGUACGUGACCAAUGCUGGCUCACUGCGUCGUCAGACACACGCGAGCGAUAUCAGCCCCGGCAAACAUCGGCGCCGGCGGCUACAUCUCAACACGCUCUGGUCCAUCUGGUACGGCAUUCUGAUGACACUUCUGCAGGGAUACCUGAUCGUGCAGGGCACCCACCGGUACAUCGGUCUAUCUGCGCUAAGCUGGAAGUACGAAAAGCCUACCACCGAGCUUGACAUACAGAUCGUGUUCUGUGGAUUGGUCAUCCUGUUUCUGCCGCUACUGCUAGCGUCGGCCCUCUUUCGUGUAGGCAAUCUGGCGAACGAUGGUAUGAAGUUGGCCUCAGGCACCAAGCUGUGGCGUGGUUCAACGCCGGCCACCCAUGACGGACUGGAAGAGGAAGCCUUCGAAGGAACUUUGCGCUCUCUUUGGAUACACGGUGGUCCUACAUCCGCCUUCAUACAUAUCAUCACGGCAAUCUGUCUGCUAUUACCUCGAUUGCUGCUCGAAGCAAAAGUGAUUGAAAACGGACUCCUGCCAAGAGAAAACGUUUGGCGCACCGAUCUCGAUUUUAUGGUCACCCACAGCGAUCGUUUGGUAGUGCUAUCGUUCAUGACCUCCUCACCGACGUACCCGAACGUCAGCACGGCACGCCCACCGAUGAGCGACCUGGAGCGCAAGCUGUACCGCAACGGAUACUUCGAGCAGAGUGACCUCGUGGAAAAGUUUUCCGACUACGACGAUGACAUCGCGACACUGGACACUAGCGACGAAGCGUUUCGCACACACGAGGCACUCGAGAUGGGCACACAGCUGUUUGGCGGCAGCUCGUCGAUUGCUAUUUCGACGAUGGAAAACUUCAACGUACUACCCGGUGGUGAAAAUCCAACUACACUCCACACACUACCACCGGUGCGUAGCCUCAUCACAACGACAACUACUACAAAAGCACCUCAUUUGAAACCGCCGGUAUCUACUUUGAGUACCGUUCCAAACACAAGCCUCGAGAGAGCCAGCAGUCGCGAAAGUCGUCGAAGGGAUCCGAACCGAAACAGCCAUCACCGCAAGGCGUCACAUUCGACGACGAGCGGAAAGGGACAUGUUGGUGGGAAGGUAAAAUCACAUCAUGCCAACCAUCACCAGCACGGACAGCACCAUCAAGAGCAUCGGAACCGUUACACGGAAGAGAUAGACACGCGGCUGGAGCUGGAAGAACAACAGGAGCUGGACUGGAGUUUGCUCAAUCAACCCGAAGGAACACCGACCCUCAUCGAAACGUCCGCCGGUGGUAAUGGGAAGCGGCUGUCCACCAAGGUGAAACCUUCCGACUCGAGUGCUCCUACAAUUGCUGCUCCACCUGGCACAACGAGAGCUACAGCGUCCAAGUCCGAUUCUAAUCAACCGAAGCGUCCAAUUACUGCUCCUCCUGUCACAACGACCACCACAACCACUACUGUUCCGAAUGUGACGAGAAAGACCACAUCAACCACCAGCAAGGACAGUGACAUUCACAUCCUUAAGCCGGUAAACCUUCCGGAGAACAUUAUCCCCUCAACACCGGUCACGACCAACUCCAAGAUUAUCGAAAUCAAACCAAAAUUAAGCACCACCACAACAACGACAACAAGCAGCGCUUCCGGUGCACUGUCCAGAGCUGCCACGAUCAGUCGCAAAAGCAGACGCUCCGAACCGUUGUCCGGGAUGGAAACGUUCAGUAGCGAAAGUUUGGAAAGCAUCGAAAGCAUCCCGAGUGUCGAUGAGGACGAGUUUAUCAUAAAGGAUGAGAACGGGAUGGAGAUUAAGCCAGCCUUUCUGAUUGGUGCUGCACCGGGAAAUCUUACGCUGCGAUCGAUGCAACUGUCCGGAUUUCCGGCAAUGCUGGCAAAAAUCUUCGGAUCACCGAUCGAACGUCAGUUUAGUGCCGGUUCGGCGUGGUCCAGUAUGCCGAGCUUGGAGUUUGUUAACCUUGCCAUUGCGCUGGCGGUAUGGGCCGUCCGCUAUCCGUCCGUCUUUUGGCACACGUCCAAAUCGUUCGCCUGUCUGUUCAGUCUGCAGAUGAUUGCGAACGGGGCAGACAUACUGCUUAGUUUUGCUGGUGCAAGCGUACUGUACAAGCUGCAGACCCUUGGCCAAGCGCUACCACUGCAAGCACCGGCCCUAAUCCUGAACGGGACCGUUACGAUCGCACUAACCAUCCUAGCGCUUAUCCUUACGAUAGCAUCCUCGAUGGUGCUGUAUCUGUACGGGCAUGGGAAGUUGACGGCUAGGGUACGCGAUCGGCGCAUGAUCACGGCCAAACAGAGUGCGGACGUAUGGGCGUACUUCGCCCACUGUUCGUCGCUCUGCUUCGUACUAGCGCUGGCCGUCGUUAAAGCUCCACUAAUGCACGAUCUUAGCGCCACCUAUCGGGGAAGUCUUGAUGGUGCUGUACUUGCUGCUGCGCUUGGUUCCGUGAUGCAUCUAUUUAUGUGGAUCGUGUUAUGGCUAGGACUAACGGCCAAACGACGCUGGCACUUCAAGCUACCGCCACUAGACGGUGGUCGACUUGUUGGAGCAUCCGGCGCCUCUAGUCAACCAUUGCUGCGUGGUAAUGGAAGUCUUCGCUCACCGAACGGCACUCCGGUCAAUGUACUGCAGGGUGGGCAAGGAGGUGGUCCUGGCAAUGGACCGGGUGGCGGUGGGCCCGGCUCUGGAUCGGGUGGUGAAGAGGAAACGAUCUAUUGGCCGAAGAUUGCACCGAACUCGCCAAAGCUCAAAGUAACAUUUAACGAAGUAACCAGUACGUCCUCCGAACAUGCUCACGGUCCUCAUGAACAUGGCAACAAGCGCCAUCCGUCCGGUGGAACCACGAUACGUAUGUCCAGUAUUACGGGGGAAGCUGAUGACGGAGACUACGCUACGCUAAGGGGCCCAACGGGCGAUCUGCUUCAUCUCGGUCCGUACGAACAUCCUGCACCCUCCGGAUCUCCUUCUCCGCCACCACCACCACCUCCCCAGCUGCUGGACGAUUGUGAUAUGCUGGAUGAAGCCAGCAACAGUAAUACGCUCGUUGGCAGUGCCAACGAUCACGCGGACGAUACGUCGGAAGAAGGCAAACUGUUGGCUUGUGUGCGGGACGAUAGUGUCACGUACGCAUCCACCCGGGAUCUCGAACCUCCGAUUAGUCGUACGAUGUCACGCGAAACGUUUAUGCGAUCACCGGAACAGCUCAGCAGUCCACUGGCGCCGGUCACCGUUACCGUACACAACCAUCUGGAAAAUGGGCCUCCUGGAUCAACACCACGCUGUCUCCGCCGGGCGGACUCCGGAAUGCCAACGGAAGCACUCACUCCACGGUCCGAUUCGACCUCAACGGAAAGCUCAACGUCGCCGCCCGACUGUCGCGAUGCACCGUCCGAAACAUCGAGCGGUGUUCACUCGGGCGAGGAGCGUGACGAGGUCGUCAUAAGACCUCGCUCGGGUCCUUACAAAUCCAUCAUUAAGGCACCACCGCCCGCCAUCCAGGAGGAACCUUUUGGACGCUCGACCAACAUGAAGAUGUCGAGCUUCAACAAGGAUGGUACGAGUGCAACGCUUCCACUGACACGCGGUGCUUCCGACAUGCACCGAUCGGACUACCCACAAUGUAGCACGAUGCCACUUCCGGCCGGUUAUCAUCAGCAGCAGCAUCAUCACUAUCACUCGCAGACAUCCUUCACCCCACCUCAUUCGGGUUCAAGGCAACAGAUACAACCGCAACAGCGUACGACACUUCCGAACGAUGUCCGUUACGCGACAUCUUCCAACCAGUUCCUCAAGCGGUUACCGUACAUGAAGAACGCAGAAUCGCCGUACGGACACCUGGGGCUCGGUGCUGGACAUCAUACCUUCUCCAAGCUUUUGCAUGACCCGUUGGCCAUGCCCUCAACUGGCAUCGGUAUGCCGGUGCACUCACACUCCAACCAUAGCACCUUUCUGCCGCCGGCCACCAUUCCGGAGGAUCGGGAUUCGGCCAACUACUCGAUGAUAUCUGACCAGGAUCGGGAAAUGUACAUAAACGCGUCACAGAUCAAUGGUAUGCAGAUGCAGCAUUAGACAG